Molecule: messenger RNA, 1374 nt
Organism: Aspergillus fischeri NRRL 181
Lineage: Eukaryota; Fungi; Ascomycota; Eurotiomycetes; Eurotiales; Aspergillaceae
Product: secretory pathway gdp dissociation inhibitor
Exons: 9
Coding region: 1-1374 (457 amino acids)
Biological process (GO): small GTPase-mediated signal transduction; vesicle-mediated transport; protein transport
Cellular component (GO): cytoplasm
Molecular function (GO): Rab GDP-dissociation inhibitor activity
Source: RefSeq, a predicted model, not a curated record
AUGGAAGAGAUCGCCCCCGAGUAUGAUGUUGUGGUGCUCGGCACUGGGUUGACGGAAUGUGUGCUUUCUGGUGUUCUCAGUGUCAAGGGUAACAAGGUGCUCCACAUUGAUCGCAACGAUCACUACGGAGGAGAAGCUGCUUCCGUGAACAUUGAAACCCUGUUCAAGAAAUACGGCAACGUCCGCCCCGGCGAAGAACCCUGGAAGAAGUAUGGACGAGUCAACGAUUGGAAUAUUGAUCUGGUCCCAAAGCUGCUGAUGGCAAACGGUGAACUCACGAAUAUCUUGGUUUCUACGGAUGUGACGCGAUACCUUGAAUUCAAACAGAUUGCUGGCAGCUAUGUCCAGCAAGGAAAGGGACCCAAAGCUACUGUGGCCAAGGUGCCAUCGGAUGCUGGUGAAGCUCUACGUUCAUCCCUCAUGGGCAUGUUCGAGAAGAGAAGAGCUAAGAAGUUCCUGGAGUGGGUUGGUGAAUUCAAGGAGGACGACCCCUCUACUCACCAAGGUCUGAAUGUCGCUCAGUGCACAAUGAAGGAGGUUUAUGACAAGUUCGGACUCGAGGACAACACCCGCGACUUUGUCGGUCACUCCAUGGCGCUUUAUCCGUCUGAUGAGUACAUCACAACACCUGGCAUGGCCGUCGAGACCAUCCAUCGUAUUCGACUGUAUGUCAACUCCAUGGCCCGGUACGGAAAGUCCCCAUACAUCUACCCUCUCUAUGGUCUGGGUGAGCUCCCCCAGGGAUUUGCUCGUCUGUCUGCCAUUUACGGUGGCACCUACAUGCUCAACACCAGCGUCGACGAGGUUCUAUACGACGAGAGCGGCAAGGUCUCUGGAAUCAAGGCCAUGAAGUUCACCACCAAGACAAAGAAGAUCAUCGCGGACCCAUCUUACUUCCCUGGCAAGGUUCGGGUCACUGGCUACCUCCUGAAGGCCAUCUGCAUCCUGAAGCACCCCAUUGAAAAGACCGACGGCAGCGACUCGCUGCAGCUGAUCAUUCCUCAGUCUCAAGUUGGAAGGAAGCACGACAUUUACAUUGCCAUGGUGUCAUCCGCCCACAAUGUCUGCCCCAAGGGCUACUACAUCGCCAUUGUCUCUACUAUUGCCGAGACUGAUGCAAACCACCACCUGGAACUGGAACCCGGAUUCGAGCGUCUCGGCCAGAUUGAAGAGAAGUUCUUUGGCCCUCCCAUUCCUCUCUACGAACCUUUGGACAGCGGCGAGAAGGACAACAUCUUCAUUUCCAAGAGCUAUGAUGCUACCUCCCACUUUGAGACAACAACAGACGACGUGCGGGACCUUUACAAGCGGGCCACAGGCGAAGAGCUGGUUGUUGAGGGUCUUCGGGAGGACCAGAGACUUGCGGAGGACUAG